Messenger RNA from Microdochium trichocladiopsis, 1409 nucleotides. Its product is annotated as 60S ribosomal protein L1, mitochondrial precursor. The record is from RefSeq and is a predicted model, not a curated record. The transcript is spliced from 2 exons. NCBI's taxonomy places the organism in Eukaryota, Fungi, Ascomycota, Sordariomycetes, Xylariales, Microdochiaceae. The coding region runs from base 213 to 1184 and encodes 323 amino acids.
ACAGCAGCCGCCCGUCGCAUGUUGCACCACCAAAGCAGCACACACACACUCGACGAUAACCUCACAACCACCACCCACGACAAGGCGAACAUUCGCCCCCCCCUCCCCUCCCCCGACGGCGAGGUCAGAAGCAUAGCCACCAAUUCUCGAGGGCAGAACCGAUCCCAACGACGAGCUUCGCGCUACACAAAGGACCCCAAAAUCCGGCCAUCAUGGCCUCCGCCAAACACUGCACCGCCUCGCUGGCGAGGCUCGCCAUAUCAGCACCAUGCACUGCCCGACCAGCCAUCUCCGGGACAAUAGUGACCGCCUCGAGGUCCGCUGCCGCUCUCUUCUCCACGACGCAGACGGUCGGCAAGGCCGUGAGCAAGAAGACCGGCCCGACGCUGCAGCAGCUGGCGUUGCAGAAGGAGCGCGCGAAGCGGAAGAAGAAGCAGUCGCGGCACAAGGAGUACAAGUACGCCACGCCCAGCGAGGAGGAGCGCUGGUCCCUGUGUGAUGCGAUGAGAUAUCUCCGCGCUGCCGAGGUAGGCCGGCCGCCCGAGUCCGCCACGUACGAGGUCUCGCUCAAGAUCCGGACCAACAAGAACGGCCCCGUGAUCCGCAACCGGAUACGCCUGCCGUACCCUGUCAAGAACGACACGCGGGUGGCCGUCAUCUGCAAGGAGGGCAGCGGCGCCAUGUCGGACGCGCGCAACGCGGGCGCCGUCGCGUUCGGCGAGGAGUCGCUGUACGAGCUGAUCCGCACCAAGCCCAACGACCUGCCCUUCAACCGGCUCAUCUGCCACGCCGACUGCGAGGCGUCCCUCAAGAAGGCCGGGUUGGGCCGCAUCCUGGGCCCCAAGGGCAUGAUGCCCUCGCUCAAGACCAACACCAUCACCCGCAGCGUGGCCGCCAUGAUGCGCGAGAUGGUCGGCGCCGAGGCGUACCGCGAGAAGGUCGGCGCCAUCCGCAUGCCCAUCGGCAACAUCCAGUUCACGCCCAAGCAGCUGUCGGAAAACGUCAAGACGCUCGUCGCGCAGAUCAAGGACGACAUUGUCAAGGUGGAGGACCGCACGGGUCAGAAGAAGGAUCUCAUCGAGGUGGUCCUGUCGUCGACCAAGGGUCCCGGGUUCAGCUUGAGCGGUGGCUUCCUGCCGACGGAUGAGAACGUCGAUGCGGCUGCGCUCAGCACGGCCAUGUAGUUUGGGCGUGCUGCCUUGUCGUGAGGCGGGACUCGCUCUGUCCUUGUAUUUGAGAUGUACCAUAGUGAGGAGGUUGUGGGAGGCCAUGCCGUGUACUGCGGACGCCGUAUCUUGGAAGACCUGGGGCAUGCGAAUGUACAUUAUUUAUGCCGUGAAGUCAAUCAUAUCGUUGUAACGUGACAACAUUGUAUACAAUAGCUCGCAACCAUGCACUCGUCACAUUUG